This is a messenger RNA of Myotis myotis, 3086 nucleotides long. It is a transcript of the gene SLC49A3, whose product is annotated as solute carrier family 49 member 3. Gene Ontology annotation, biological process: transmembrane transport. Bases 438 to 1928 code for a protein of 496 amino acids. The transcript is spliced from 10 exons. Gene Ontology annotation, cellular component: membrane. Gene Ontology annotation, molecular function: transmembrane transporter activity. NCBI's taxonomy places the organism in Eukaryota, Metazoa, Chordata, Mammalia, Chiroptera, Vespertilionidae. The record is from RefSeq and is a predicted model, not a curated record.
CCCUUUCCGCCCUUUCCCGGGCAGCAGGACGGCCUUCCUGCCCCGCCCGCCCGGGCCCCCGCAGCGCCGGGCAGGGGUGGAAUGGGCUCCAGCCCCGUCCCGCAGGCGCAGGCGGGCGGCUGCUCCCGGGCCUGCGGGGCGUCCGUCUGUCCGUCUGUCCGCCGGGGUUGAGGCGGCCAGAGGCCUUUCCACACCCGGCUCAGGAAACGCAGGGACCUCGGCGCCCUCUCCCCACCCACCCACGUGGGCGUGUCCGCCGCGGGGCCACAGAGGCGGGACGGGGCCCAGUGUUCGUCGCCGACCGGACGCCCAGCGGAGUCGGCGUCCCCACGGCCCCGGCCCCGGCCCUGCCCUCGGCGGACUGACCGGGCCCCCGCCCCGCGCUCCCGGCCCCUCCUCCCAGGGCGGUCCCGCCCCGGCCGCUGCUGACCCCGGCGAUGGCGGGGCUGGAGGGGGACGCGCCGGGCCCCCCGACGCCGCCGGCCCUGGGCGCGCUGCGGGGCUACCGAGCCUACGCGCGCCGGUGGGUGUUCCUGCUGGUGGUCAGUCUGCUCAGCUGCUCCAACGCCACGCUGUGGCUCAGCUUCGCGCCCGUGGCAGACACCAUCGCCCAACACUUCCUCCUGUCCACCGAGCAGGUCAACUGGCUCUCUCUGGUCUACCUGGUGGUGGCCAUCCCGUCCGGCCUGGUGGCCAUCUGGAUUCUGGACUCAGUGGGGCUCCGCUGGGCAACCAUCCUGUGUGCGUGGCUGAAUUUCGCCGGGAGCGUGCUCCGUACCCUGCCCUGCAUGUUGUUUUGGAUCCAGACCCCAUUUGCCCUCCUCAUGGGUGGCCAGAGCCUGUGUGCCCUGGCCCAGACCCUGGUCAUCUUCUCUCCGGCCAAGCUGGCUGCCUUGUGGUUUCCUGAGCACCAGCGGGCCACGGCCAACAUGGUCGGCACCAUGGCAAACCCCCUGGGCAUCCUCCUGGCCAACGUGUUGUCUCCUGCCCUGGUGAAGAAGGAGGAUGACAUCCCCAUAAUGCUGGGCAUCUACAUCAUCCCUGCCGGCCUCGCCUGCCUGCUGGCCACCGCCUGCCUCUGGGAGAGCGUGCCCCCGACCCCGCCCUCCGCGGGGGCUGCCCACUCCAACUCGGAGAAGUUCCUGGACGGGCUGAAGCUGCUCGUGAGGAACAAGGCCUACGUCGUCCUGGCCGUGUGCUUCGGGGGCGGCGUCGGCAUCUUCUCCAGCUUCUCGGCCCUCCUGGAGCAGGUCCUCUGCGCGAACGGCUACUCCAACGAGUUCGCAGGCCUCUGCGGGGCUCUCUUCAUCGUGUUUGGGAUCCUGGGGGCUCUGGCUCUCGGCCUGUAUGUGGACCGGACCAAGCGCUUCACGGAAGCCGUCAAGAUUGGCUUCUGUCUGACCUCUUUGGUCUGUGUGGCCUUUGCCCUGGUGUCCCAGCUGCGGGGACAGACUGUCGCGCUGGCCGCCGUCUGCUCCCUGCUCGGGCUCUUUGGCUUCUCGGUGGCGCCUGUCGCCAUGGAGCUAGCCGUGGAGUGCUCCUUCCCCGUGGGCGAGGGCGCGGCCGCGGGCCUGGUCUUCGUGGUGGGGCAGGCCGAGGGCGUGCUCAUCAUGGUGCUGCUGACCGCUCUGACUGUGCGCCGCUCGGACCCGUCCUUCUCCACCUGCCAAGGCGGCCAGGACCCCCUGGACUGGAAGGUGUCCAUGUUGACGAUGGCCGGCCUGUGCACCCUCCUGAGCUGCUGCCUGGUACUCCUCUUCCACACCCCCUACCGGCGCCUGCAGGCCGAGGCCCGCUCGAGCCCCUCCCUCCAGGACUUCGGGAGCCCGGCCGCGGACCAUGCACCUCUCCAGCAGGCCCUGCCCCCAGCCCUGUUGGGGCACCCCCAGGGCCCCAGCAAGGACGCUGCAGGGGCGGCUCAUUCCUAGAGCCUGCUUGGACAUGCAGGGACUGAGAGGCAGUCUGGGGAGUGAAGGAGCCGGGAGAGGCAGCUGGGGCAGCCACCGCUGAGCCCGGGCAGGUCCUACAGGGGCACGAGGACUGCAGUGGGCACAGUGCAGGGGCAGCGUAUGGGGACAUGGCUUAUGGGGAGCUGGACAGGUUGUGGGUCCUGAGGGCCCCAGAGGUCAGAGACUGGAGUGCACAGGGGUGGGGAGGGCCUUCCUUGAAGGAGCCUAUCCCAGAGCCUCUCUCAGCCUCCAUUACCGAGUGACCAGACACCCAGCCUCAUGUUGACUGGGGUGGCCUGGGUGUUGACGGGGGUGGUUGGGUGCCAACAGGGGUCUGGGUGCUGAUGGGUAGUGGUGGCCUGGGUGCUGACGGGUGGUCCAGGCUAUUCUGGGGGCAGAACAGAUGGAGGGUCCCACAGGCCGAUGCCACCCAGGCCCUCCGACCCCAGGUGGACACGUCCCCUCCCCACAGACACUUGCAGGCAGGUUGGUGGGUUCGGGUUUAUUGAACUGGCCCCACCCAGUGGGGGUGGGGUGGGGGCACCCCUCACUCCUCCUUCUCCUCCCCAUGGGUGAGCACAUAGCUCAGCGCCUUGUAGUCCAGGUUGCCUGCAGCGUCGAUCUUUGCAAAUUGCAACAUCUGGUCGACCUGCGGGCCGGGUGGUGGGUGUCAGGCCCUGCAGGAGGGCAGAGCAAGUGGGUCCCAAGGGGUGCAGCCCGAGGGUGACAGGCCCCCACCUCAACCUACUCUGGGCUUGUUUCUGUGCUUGUGGGGAUGAGGGGGGCUGGGGCUCAGCCUCUGGGUGUCCCACCCACACCAACCCUCCAGCCUCUCAGGGCCAGGGCCCGCCCCCAGCCAAGCCCUGGGGUCCCCCAGGCCGUGGGGGAGGAGGGGUGGGGCCCAGGGCCAGACCUCCUCCGUAGUCAUCUUGUCAGCCUGGGACAUGAGCAGCCUCCUGAUGCUGAGGACAAGGAGGGAGGCACCGGGUUAGGCUGCUCUGAAGAAAGAGUCAGCCCUGGCCCGUGUGGCUCACUGAUAGAGCGUCAGCCUACGGACGGAAGGGUCCCGGGUUCAAUUCCGGUCAAGGGCACAUGCUGGGGUUUCGAGCUUGAUCCCCGUGCAGGAGGCAGCCCAUC